Arachis ipaensis is the source of this 2017-nucleotide messenger RNA. Lineage: Eukaryota; Viridiplantae; Streptophyta; Magnoliopsida; Fabales; Fabaceae. The record is from RefSeq and is a predicted model, not a curated record.
UCAUAUGAUAUGAUACAUUAUUCUAUUUUUGGUUUGUUGUUUUUUUAUUUGUAAUUUUCUUCUUUGUGAAAAAGAAAAUAAAGCAGAUGGUAGUUUAUGGACAUGACCCUUCCUAAUCGCCAUUCCGUAAUGAAGCAUCUUAUUCCCAAUGUUUUGCGGCCACCUUUCCGCGUGUCCAUUUUUCUUAUUUAUUUUCUAACGAAUCUUUUUCCCCUUAUCUUAUUCUAUUUCCCUAUGAAAAAAAUAAAUACCAUAUUCCGCAGCAGCUACUGUUGGAUGCUUGUAAUCUUCAUCACAGGACAAGUAGAAUUUGGUUGGACCAAUGUGGCGGCGAUCGGGAUCAACUACGGGCAGAUAGCGAACAACCUGCCGUCGCCGGACGAGGUGGUGCCGCUGGUGAAGUCGAUCGGAGCAACAAAGGUGAAGCUCUACGACGCGGACCCUCGCGUGCUGCGCUCGUUCGCGAACACAGGGGUGGAGAUCAUGGUGGGGCUGGGGAACGAGUACAUGUCGAAGAUGCAGGACCCAAAGCAAGCACAGGCAUGGAUCAAGUCCAAUGUCCAGCCUUACCUCCCGGCCACCAAGAUCACCUGCAUCUUCGUUGGAAACGAAGUCCUCACCUUCAACGACACCUCCCUUACUGACAACCUCCUCCCAGCCAUGCAGAGUGUCCACACGGCCCUCCAGAACCUCGGCCUAGACAAACAGGUGACUGUAACGACCACACAUUCCUUGGCAGUUCUGGAAAAAUCCUAUCCACCGUCUGCCGGCGCGUUCCGUCCAGACCUGGAACCGUGUCUGAGUCCAAUCCUGAGCUUCCAAUCAAAAACAGGAUCGCCAUUCCUGAUAAACGCAUACCCAUACUUUGCGUACAAGGACAACCCAAAGCAAGUACCGCUGGAAUUCGUGUUGUUCCAACCGAACCAGGGCGUUGUGGACUCAUCCACCGGGCUCCACUACGACAACAUGCUGUUCAUGCAGAUCGACGCCGUUUACUCGGCGCUAGCGUCGUUAGGGUACAACAAGCUUCCCGUUCACAUCUCAGAGACGGGGUGGCCUUCCAAGGGGGACCAAGACGAAGCCGGAGCCACACCGGAGAAUGCCAAGAAGUACAACGGUAACCUCAUCAAGUUGGUGGCUCAGAGUACUAAGAAGGGCACGCCAAUGAGGCCCAACUCCGACUUGAAUAUUUAUGUCUUUGCCUUGUUUAAUGAGAAUAUGAAGCCCGGGCCCACCUCAGAGCGGAACUAUGGCCUUUUUAAGCCCGAUGGAACUCCGGCAUAUUCUCUUGGCUUGGCUACCACGGCUUCUCCGUCCUCGUCCAGUGACGGAGUUAGUGGUAACAGCAGUAACAGUGGCGUUAACGGUGGAGCGCCGCCACUUCCUCCUAGCUCUUCCACCGGAUACUUGUCCAUUUCCUCUGCCACCUCACCGGACCAAGAGAGAUACCGUUUCCUAGGAGCAUCAUUAUGGUCGUUGGUGGUGUUGGUGACGGGGGUUUUAAAAUUUUGAGGAUUAUUUUUUAGUAUCAACCAAAGGAAGAAAGACACCAUGGUAAUAUGGUAUUGGAGAGAGGAGUAAAGGCGAACGGAAUAAAAAAGAGUAAAGCUGGUUCCUGGUUGCGAGUUGCACCGAUUGGGCACCCAAAUGACAAGUCUGAAAAGGUGUGAUGGUUGGGAAACAGACAGCAUCAUGCACUUUUUUGUAGGGGUGGUGGAACUUUGCUAGUUGGCAUAAAAAAGAAAGUUAACCCUUUUUUCCAUGUUCCAGGGAUGUGACUGAAUUCAUUGUCUUUAUGUAUGGCUUACCGGCUUAGGAAGGAAAGCUAGUUGUCCACUUGUCGUCAAAGAUCAAGAGCCUUAUCCCUCCUAUUUGUUGUGUAUUACAUAAUUAGAGAUGAAUAUUAUUUUUGCUAUUCUAUUAUAUCCUACUGAGAUAUUCUUUCAUAAUAUGCACUCUGCUCACAUUGCUAAUUCAAUUGUAGAACGCAACCUCGGAGGCUCAUACGUCCCAAAUA